CUUCAACACUCUGCCCUAUCAUAUAUCGACUCUGGGACUAGUCUAUCAAGGUUACAUCGCAUGAAGGGGGGGCAAUGUGGGAGAUGAACCGAGACAAAUAUUAAGAUAACCAGCGAAAAUGGUUCUGAAUACCAACUAUUAUUCAGGCUAAAAAAGAAAGAUAAGGCAUCGGGCUACCGUCGGGGUUAAUCUUUGUUGAUCCAGCCAAUACACGCUGUAUCUAAGUUUCUUUUAUAUCAAUUCCUCGAUCUGCUCGUCGCCUUCUCUUCUUUUUAGUUACUCAUUUUGGAAACCACGACCGUGCUGCCAUCCUCAGGUUUGACUUGUCAUCAAGGCGAGGAAUAGUUUCUCGUGAUACCAUCACCUUCUACCAUGGAGAAGAAGGACCACGAACCGAAUGUCGCCAUUACCACCGGGGCGGCAGUCGAUGAGACUGCCCCUGACACGGCGGCGGCCCAUCUCAGAAAGUUGAAAGAACAGCAUCAUUGGGAUCCCAAUCUGCCGGACGAGGUCAUCGAUGAAAUUGAUGAGGCACUCCAUACAUCCGAUACAGACGCCAAGGUGGACAUCACCCAUGAACUUCUGGACAACUCCCCAUACCCCGAAGUGCGCGCCGCCGUCCCCAACCAUGAUGAGGGAGGCCAUACCAACACCUUUCGCGCCUGGUUUAUCGGUUUGGUGCUCGCUACCAUUGGCUCGGGGUUGAAUACGUUGUUCUCUAUGCGUCAGCCCUACAUUAUCAUUCCAUCAUACGUAGCCCAGGUUGUCGCCUACCCAAUUGGUAUGGGGUGGGCAAAGGUGAUGCCCAAAAAGAAGCUCAGAGUCUUUGGAAUUCAGUGCAAUCUAAACCCGGGUCCUUUCAGCAAGAAGGAGCAUGCGCUUAUCGUCAUCAUGGCCAACGCCACUUUCGGUGGAGGCUUCGCUUAUGCUACGGACGUGCUGCUCGCCCAGCGCGCUUUCUAUAAACAGCGUUUUGGCUGGGGAUUCGAGCUCCUGUUGUGCAUUUCAUCACAGAUGCUAGGUUUUGGACUCGCAGGUUUCUUCCAUCGCUUCUUGGUCACCCCUGCUGCCAUGAUCUGGCCGUCAACUCUCAUCAACUCGGCUCUCUUUACCGCUUUGCAUGACCGCACCAAACCUGACCCUAGCAAGGUUGCUGGCUGGAGAAUUGGAAAAUACCGUUUUUUCCUAUACUGCAUGAUCGGGUCAUUUGCCUGGUAUUGGAUUCCCGGUUUCAUUGCCCCAUUCAUGAGCGUCUUCGCCUUCGUGACUUGGAUAAAGCCACAGAAUGUCGUUAUAAAUCAGCUUUUUGGUGGUUGGACAGGCCUGUCACUUAUUCCAAUUACCUUCGAUUGGACACAAAUCUCAGGGUUCAACUUCAGUCCGCUCAUCGCGCCCUGGUACGCCAUUGCGAACACGUUGAUCAGCAUGGUUAUUUUCUUCUGGAUUGUAACGCCUGCUCUCCAUUACUCCGGUCUCUAUUACUUCAAGCAUCUUCCCAUCAGUGAUUCGAAUAGUUAUAAUAACAUGGGUAAAGUUUACGACGUAACUAAAAUUCUGACUCCCAGCUUGACCUUGGACGAAACAAAAUACAAGAACUAUUCACCUCUCUUCUUAUCCACCACUUUCACGCUUUGCUAUGGCCUCGGCUUCGCUGCCACGAUUUCAGUCAUUGUACACACAAUACUAUUCCAUGGAAAGGAGCUGUGGACUCGGCUCCGUCGCACAGGUCACGAAGAAGAGGACAUCCACGGACGCCUGAUGUCUCGGUUCAAGGAGGUACCACUCUGGUGGUAUGCCAGUGUUCUGCUUAUCAUGAUUGGAAUAUCCUUAGGGGUUACCCAGGGCUACCCAACACAUCUAACCUGGUGGGCCUUUUUCAUUGCACUGACCAUGGCUACUGUUUGGUUCAUUCCACUCGGGAUUGUCAAGGCAACAACCAACAUUGAUAUUGGUUUGAAUAUCAUCACGGAAUUCGUCAUCGGUUAUAUGCAGCCUGGUCGACCCAUGGCCAUGAUGUUGUUCAAGACGUACGGCUACAUCACCAUGUACCAGGGGCUGUAUUUCUCCCAAGACAUGAAGCUAGGUCACUAUAUGAAACUCCCCACUCGCGUUACCUUCACGGCCCAGAUGGUCGCCUGUCUGUGGUCCUGCUUUGUCCAAAUCGGUGUUAUGAACUGGGCACUCGGUGCUAUCAGCGGUGUUUGCUCAGAACAUCAGCCAGACCACUAUACAUGCCCAAACGGCCGCGUAUUCUUCAACGCCUCAGUCAUCUGGGGUGCCAUCGGUCCUCAGCGCAUGUUUUCCGUCGGCCAGAUGUACUCGGGACUAAUGUGGUUCUGGCUCGCGGGCCUUCUGUUCCCAAUUGUGCUGUACAUAUUGGCAAGAAUGUUCCCCAAGAGUCCAAUCCGCUUCCUGAGCGCCCCUCUCAUCUUCGGCUCAACGAACCUCAUUCCCCCCGCUACACCACUCAACUAUCUAGCAUGGGGCAUUGUGGGCUUUAUCUUCAACAAAUGGAUCCGUGGUCGCUGGCGCGGAUGGUGGAUGCAGUAUAACUACGUUUUGUCCGCGGGCUUGGACGUCGGCCUGGACCUGUGCACCAUCUUGAUUUUCCUAGCGCUCAACAUGACCAAGACCAGUUUUCCGUCGUGGUGGGGGACUAGGAUCGCCUCUGACACGAUGGAUGCAGCCGAUACGGCGAAGCAGAUUACAGGCGUGAAGUUUGGUCCUUCGUCGUGGUGAUGUCGGUUCAUGAAUGCGCCCGUUUUUUAUGAGCAUGCUAUGACUGACAUGUCUUAAUGAGAUUAUUUGAAUGAAAUGAAUAAUAAGUCUAAGCAAUGUUUAAAUUCGUACUGCCUCCUGGCAGAUAUGUAAUGCUAUUUUAACAUGAAACGACAAAAAGAGAGAAUCAUAUCAAUGAUGUACAAACGAAGUACAGAUAAACUUCAUGGUAUUCUCAUCGAGUCAUCAAAUUUCCAACCGAAAUUCCAAUUUGCACCGUGGUGCAAUUCCUCCCAAGUGGAUUCACCAGCCAAAUAUAACCGUUCAAGACAAAACAAUGAGAAAAGGAAGAGUGAGCUGAGAUAAUCAAAAGCAAUUGCAGAGAAGAAGCUGACUGGAAGCCACUUAGGCAACAGUUCUCUUCUUCAAUCCAACCUCCAAGCC
Messenger RNA from Aspergillus wentii DTO 134E9, 3162 nucleotides. It is a transcript of the gene optB, whose product is annotated as small oligopeptide transporter, OPT family. The record is from RefSeq and is a predicted model, not a curated record. The transcript has 2 exons. Gene Ontology annotation, biological process: transmembrane transport. The coding region runs from base 373 to 2739 and encodes 788 amino acids. Gene Ontology annotation, molecular function: oligopeptide transmembrane transporter activity. NCBI's taxonomy places the organism in Eukaryota, Fungi, Ascomycota, Eurotiomycetes, Eurotiales, Aspergillaceae.